This is a messenger RNA of Anastrepha obliqua, 1707 nucleotides long. RefSeq names its product brahma-associated protein of 60 kDa (gene Bap60). NCBI's taxonomy places the organism in Eukaryota, Metazoa, Arthropoda, Insecta, Diptera, Tephritidae. Gene Ontology annotation, biological process: regulation of transcription by RNA polymerase II. The coding region runs from base 100 to 1605 and encodes 501 amino acids. The transcript has 3 exons. The record is from RefSeq and is a predicted model, not a curated record. Gene Ontology annotation, cellular component: SWI/SNF complex; nucleus.
GAAAAAAAUUUGUCUGACAGUGGAGUAAAGUGCUACGCCAUCUUUAUUUGCAUUAUUUGACGACGCUUUCAAAAUUUGCGUGUUUUAAGCGAAUAUAAAAUGUCGCAAAGAUUUGCUCCUGGUCAACCAGGACCUGCCCCAGUACCGGGUCAACCUCGAUACCAACCACCUCCUCCUCAAACAGCUGGGAUGCGUCCAUACGCCACCGGUGGUGCUUUUCCGCAACGUGGAUUUCCAUUGCAUCAAAAUACAUCGCAACCUGGACAAAGUAAUACAAAUUCUCCAGGUGGGCCACCAUUGCAUCAACGGGCUUCACAACCUGGUUUUCAAAGUGGUCUUAGGGGUAGCGGCUCUGGGGGUGGAAACAAGAGGUCAGCUGAAGCACGUAAUAUUAACAGCAGUCAAAAUAAAGGAGAUUUUGUAGCGGCAAAGAAAAAGAAAAAGCUUGCAGAUAAAAUUUUGCCACAGAAAGUACGCGAUCUGGUACCAGAAUCGCAAGCGUACAUGGAUCUACUCACAUUUGAGAGAAAACUAGAUGCCACUAUCAUGCGGAAACGGCUUGAUAUCCAAGAAGCGUUGAAAAGGCCAAUGAAACAGAAACGAAAACUACGUAUCUUUAUCUCUAAUACAUUUUAUCCCAGUAAAGAGCCAAGCAAUGAAGGAGAUGAAGGCUCCGUGGCCUCUUGGGAACUCCGUGUUGAAGGUCGUUUGUUAGAGGAUGGAAAGGGAGAUCCUACCACAAAAAUAAAAAGAAAAUUCUCUUCCUUUUUUAAGUCCUUGGUAAUUGAACUGGAUAAGGAGUUGUAUGGUCCGGAUAACCACUUGGUUGAGUGGCAUCGCACCCACACUACCCAAGAAACUGAUGGCUUCCAAGUGAAACGUCCAGGUGACAGAAACGUACGGUGUACAAUUUUGCUUUUGUUGGAUUACCAACCAUUACAAUUCAAAUUGGAUCCCAGACUAGCACGUCUCCUUGGCGUUCAUACUCAGACACGUCCAGUAAUAAUUUCUGCACUCUGGCAAUAUAUAAAAACUCAUAAAUUGCAAGAUGCUCAUGAGCGGGAGUAUAUAAAUUGUGACAAGUAUUUAGAGCAGAUAUUUGGGUGUCAGCGAAUGAAAUUCGCCGAGAUACCACAACGCCUCAACCCGCUUCUUCAUCCACCAGAUCCAAUUGUGAUCAACCAUUUUAUUGAAAGUGGUGCAGAGAACAAGCAAACUGCAUGUUAUGAUAUCGACGUUGAAGUUGAUGACACACUUAAAAAUCAGAUGAAUAAUUUUUUAAUGAGUACAGCCAGUCAGCAGGAAAUUCAAGGUUUGGAUACAAAGAUUCAUGAAACAGUCGAUACCAUUAAUCAGAUGAAAACUAAUCGCGAGUUCUUUUUGAGUUUUGCGAAAGAUCCACAGAAAUUUAUCCAUCGUUGGAUAGUAAGCCAAACCCGAGAUUUGAAGGCAAUGACGGAUGUUGUUGGUAACCCUGAGGAAGAACGUCGAGCAGAAUUCUACUAUCAACCAUGGACUCAUGAAGCUGUCUCACGUUAUUUCUUUACAAAAGUAAAUCAGAAGCGCGCCGAAUUGGAACAAGCCUUGGGUAUACGUAAUGUUUAACUCAUCUCAAUAUGCUCAUUUAUAUUAGUAUAUAGUUCGCUUUUUAACUUGGGUUCAAUAAAUAUUUAUAUGAAAGUAAUGAUUAACUUAAAAUAAUCACAA